AUGGGCCCCACCGAGGUUGAGAUCUCCAUCGAGAGCCCUGACAGCAAAGCUGUCGAAACGAAGAUUGAGAUGUUGGAAUCCGCAUCUUCGAGCUCCCAAGAUUUGGGCUUUGACGUAAAGGCUACGAAGAAGCUGAUUAGGAAGAUUGAUUGGACACUUCUCCCAUUUCUGGCACUUCUUUAUCUUCUCAGCUUCCUCGAUCGCACCAAUAUUGGGAACGCCCGGCUUGCUGGCCUCGAGAAGGACCUUGGGAUGUCAGGCUUGGACUACAAUGUGGCUCUUGCAAUCUUCUUUCCAUUUUACGUCCUCGUCGAGCCACUGUCCAAUCUCAUGAUGAAGCGCACACGACCUUCGAUUUGGAUUCCCUCUAUCAUGGUUGCAUGGGCAGUCUGCACGACUCUUAUGGGUCUUGUUCAUAACUUUACAGGCCUUCUUGUUGCUCGGGCUGCUUUGGGCAUUGCAGAAGGAGGCUUAUUUCCUGGAGUGACAUUUUACAUCACCAUGUGGUAUAAGCGCCAUGAAUGUGGUCUGAGAAUGGCUAUCUUUUUCUCCGCAGCUACGGCCGCUGGGGCUUUUGGCGGUCUCCUGGCGCGCGGAAUCGUCGAAAUGGAUGGGGUUGGUGGCAAAUCUGGAUGGUCGUGGCUUUUCAUUCUCGAAGGCCUUUUGACAUUUAUCAUUGCUAUCAUUGCAUUCUGGACCAUGAACGACUAUCCUUCCACUGCAAAAUUCCUCACCCCAGAGGAGAAACACGAAGUGACUCGACGCCUGGAACGAGACCGAAGCUCUCUCGCCGACGAGUUCGACAUGAAAUAUUGCUGGGACGCACUUAAGGACUGGAAAAUCUGGGUUCAUAUGUUCAUCACCAUUGGGAUCUACACACCUUUGUAUUCCGUCUCCCUCUUCUUGCCAACAAUCGUCAAGACAUUGGGCUACACAAACGAGACAGCUCAGCUCAUGACAGUGCCGCCCUAUAUUGUGGCCUGCUUCUGCUGUAUCACCGGAGGCUAUGCCGCUGACAAGCUCAAGACCCGCGGACUCUUCAUGAUAGGAUUUAACCUCUCAGCAAUUCUUGGGCUUAUCUUACUCAUUUCAUCCCAGAACCCUCACGUCAAAUAUGCUGGGUGCUUCCUCUUCGUCGCGGGAAUCUAUCCUAAUGUUCCUCAAGGUGUUGCUUGGAAUGGCAAUAAUAUUGGUGGCUCCGUUAAGAGAGCAGUGGGUAUUGCAAUGCAUGUUGGUUUUGGCAACCUCGGUGGGGCCGUUUCUGGAUUCAUUUACCUUAGUUCCGACUCUCCCAAGUUCACAAAGGGCCACGCCAUCUUGAUCGGCCUGCUCACCAUGAGCACGUGCCUGCAGGUCUUCAUGACCACCUAUCUUCGGCGCGAAAACGCCCGUCGCAAUCGCGAGUAUAAAGCGCCAGACCAAUAUACCGACCAGGACAAGGCCGCGGAGAGGGAAAAAGGCGAUAACGCGACUUUCUUCCGCUACACCGUUUGA
This is a messenger RNA of Cladophialophora psammophila CBS 110553, 1494 nucleotides long. RefSeq lists its product as uncharacterized. The transcript has 7 exons. The record is from RefSeq and is a predicted model, not a curated record. Gene Ontology annotation, molecular function: transmembrane transporter activity. Gene Ontology annotation, biological process: transmembrane transport. The coding region runs from base 1 to 1494 and encodes 497 amino acids. Gene Ontology annotation, cellular component: membrane. NCBI's taxonomy places the organism in Eukaryota, Fungi, Ascomycota, Eurotiomycetes, Chaetothyriales, Herpotrichiellaceae.